AUGCCGAGGCCGCAACCACAUCACCGACCACCCGAAACCACUGCACACCACCACCCACCACUGCCCCACCUCUGCCAUCACCACUGGCCGGAGGUUAGAGCAAUGGUCAACCCCGGACCCAACAUCAAAGGAACGGGGAAAAAGGAUGGAAGCACAGCGGAGCUUCGGCCGUCCGACACCAUCGUCGUCGAACAACCGAGGCACCAUCCACCCGACCGAAUCCGCCGCAAUCCUCCGCCCACCACCGCCCCGCCUCUGCCAUCACCACUGGCUGGAGGGCAGAACGAUGGUCCUCCCCAGGCCCACCAACAGAGGAAAAGGGAAGAAAACAGAGAACUCGGUGGAGAUUCGAAACCCACCUCCUGUCACCACUCACUAGGAAACCGAAGAGAAGAGCCCGCAGAUCGGCCAAAGAAAAACCGACCCAAUCUUAAGAGAUAA
Striga asiatica is the source of this 441-nucleotide messenger RNA. Lineage: Eukaryota; Viridiplantae; Streptophyta; Magnoliopsida; Lamiales; Orobanchaceae. The record is from the annotation of a GenBank genome assembly.